Molecule: messenger RNA, 3859 nt
Organism: Monopterus albus (swamp eel)
Lineage: Eukaryota; Metazoa; Chordata; Actinopteri; Synbranchiformes; Synbranchidae
Product: regulator of G-protein signaling 3-like
Exons: 25
Coding region: 373-3576 (1067 amino acids)
Cellular component (GO): plasma membrane; nucleus
Molecular function (GO): protein binding
Source: RefSeq, a predicted model, not a curated record
UUGAGUCUCACAGAUGGGACUGAUACAGGAUCCACUGAGACCCAGCUUGACCAGAGGAGCCUGACUCAUGACGGACAGACCAGGAUCAGAUCAAAGUCCAUAUCUAAGGUCAGGUCCAGGUCUACAGCAAGCUCACUGAAGACUGCAGGUGUGACCUCACAUCUGUCCUCAGUGACCAGGACCACCACUAGCAGCAGGAAGUCUAAGAGAGUCCCAGGUUCAGAGUCCCCAAGAGGAGAGAGGGGGCCACCAAGAAUCAGAAAGAGGAGGAAGAUCCACCCGUCUGUGUUCAGAGGGAGAGGUCAGUUACGACUAACAGUCACUCCAGGGGUGGGACAAAUAAUCAUUCACAUCCAUGAGGCCCGAGGGCUGAUGGGAAAAUCCCAGAGGUCAUGUGACUCCUACGUGAAGCUGGAAGUGACCUCUGACCAUGGCCACAGCAUCAAGAUGAAAACUCAAACUGUUGUGAACAACCAGAACCCAAAAUACAACUGCAGCUUUAAACUGUAUGUCAGCGACAACCUCCUCCUCCACAGGUUGUUGGUGUCGGUCUUCAGGCAACCAGCAGACAACAGGUGCAGUCAGCUGAUUGGCUGUAUGAGCUUUGGGAUUGGUUCUCUCAUCUCAUCCUCUAAGAUUGUGAUUGGUUGGUUCUACCUGCUGGGGGAGGAGUUUGGGCAGCGCAAACACCUGAGGGUGACAUCGCAGAGGAGCAGCUCAAAGAGCAAAAUGGAUGAGAACAAAGCACCACACUGCGCAGACCUCAGGAAGACUCCAGACUCUGCUUCAGAUACUGGCCUAAACCACAUCACCACCACCUCUGCCACUACAAACAACCCGUCAAAGUGCACCACCUCCACCAAUGGACCCAAAGGCCUGACGAACCACAGCUUGACCUCCGGUCGGCCCCUAGGCCUCGACCCCCCAAAUGCCAACUACAGCAGCUAUGUCUCUAUCGUCUAUGCCAAUGCCAAAAAGGGUCACGCCACCCGAGACUACAGCAGCACCCAGAGACUGACGGUGAGUGUUGCCCGAGGAACAGAUGGGUUUGGCUUCACCAUCUGUUCCGACUGUCCAGUCAGAGUCCAGGCUGUCGACCCUGGAGGUCCAGCUCAUCAUUCUGGACUCCGUGAGGGGGACUCGGUCCUGCAGCUGAACGGACUUCCUGUAGAGACCUGGAAGUGUGUUGACCUCGCCCAGGCCAUCAGGAGCUGUCCAUCUCAGAUCGUGUUGGUGGUGUGGAGAGGUUUACCUGAGCUCAGGUCAGGAUGUGAAGCUUUGCUCCACCCACCCCCACACAACACCACGACAGGCAGAAAGCUGCUGCCUCACCCCACCCACAGUAAACAUGGCUGCAUGCGGGGCCAGGCGUCUGGGGUCCGGUCCAGUUUGGGGACUCUAGGUUCCCUGUGGAGGGACAGGAAGGAAGACAGAGCAGAAGAGGAGGAGGAACACCAGGAGGUGACCGAGUACUCCGCUGGCACCACCACACUAAAGGGCACCCAUGUUACAUCAUCAAAUGGAGACAAUUACAUCAUCCUGUCACCUAUUAAUCCAGGAGGACAGCUCCUGCAACCGGUUUAUCAUGAUGGGACUGGAACAAUUGGGCGUCUGUACCAGACUCGUACCAUCAGAGAGCAGAACCUCCAUCAUGACCCUCAAUCCAAAUUGUCACAGUUGUUCACCAGUCAGACCACCACCCUGGGCCUGCCCCCCUCCUGCACCUCCUCCUCAUCGCCUGGUAACUACAGCAACUACCAGAAUUGCACCAUCGUCCAAUCACACCUGCCCUGCUCCACCUAUGGAACUUAUGUUGCCCUGGCACCCAAGACCCUCAUCUUCCCUGUCUUUGUCCAGCCUCUGGAUCUAUGCAGCCAAGACCGAACCCUGCUGAUGUCAGAGGAGAUGGUCCUACACCAGGCUGACCUGCUUCCUGCCAAGGUGACCGUGUUGAUCUACAAUGACCUGCUGCUGUUGACUAGAGAGGAUGAAGCUGGACGCUGCAAUGUCCUACAGAGUCCUCUGUACCUGAACACACUGCAGCUCAGAGAGGUGUCGUCAGAGCCGCUCCACAUCUGCCUCCUGCAGCGCUCUCAGACUGAGUGGGGCCGUCUCUUCAGCCUUGAGUCUUUCAGCAUCGAGCAGAAGGUCAGAGUCAGUCUUUGUCUCCAUGACAACAUCCAGCUACAGCUGGUCGCGACAGAGACUGCACACAGCCACCAGCCCUCAGACCUCCCCUCAGAUUUCGGCCUCCUCUCCCUCGGUCAGUCUGACAUCCUCUGUCACCCCUCUUCCCCCUACUCUUCGCGCUGUCACCCCCUCAAACCAGCCUCACCCUCUCCUUACUCCCCCAGCUCACCCUUCUCUCCCUCUACUCCUCCUCUUCCCUCCUUCUCUUCUUUCUCUCCAUACACCUCAUCCUUUCCUCCCUCCAGGACCAUCACCAAUCUACCUCACCUCCUUCCCUCCCCCCCCCACUCUUCCUCCUCUAUUCAGAGGAGUUCAAUUGAGAAGGAGAGAUGGAGAGCAGAGGAAGAGGAGGAGAGGAGGAAAAGGAGGGGGGAGGAGGAGGAGGAGGAAGUGGAGGAGCGUCAGCAGGGGGAGGGAGAGAGCUGCUCCGAAACAUCUGAGAACAUAGGAGGCGUGGGGGGGUGUGGGCUCCAGAUCGGCUCUCACCACUUCAACAUGAAGGAGGAGGAAGAGGGAGAGAUUGCUGAAGAUGAAGAGGAGGGUGGAGGAGGUGCUAAGGAGUUCACCUGCACCUACAGACCUGCAGUCCUCCAUCGCUCGUUUUCUGAGGGUUCUCUGCUGCAGGAACCUCGAUCACCCCGCUUCCUAUCGGAUAGCACCAUCCACCAACUCACCCGCCCCACAACCUUUGACCUCAACACCAACUUAAGCCCCGCCCCCAUCCCCCCCUCCCUUCACACCCUGAGGAAACAGCUGACCAGAGAGGGCGGGUCUCUGCACCACAUGCUGCUCCUGCUCAGUGGCACCAAAGAUUCAGAGUCCAGAAACCCUCACCUGAAGAAGAAGACCAGGAGUUUAGCUGCUGAUGUUUGGAGUCGUCUAGCGUUUCUGCAGAGACGUAGAAACAGUACCUGUUUCCAUGGUAACAGUCUGGAGAAAGCCCUGAGAAACAAUAGACUGUCUGCAGGGGAGGUGCUGAGCUGGGCGGAGAGUCUAGAGGCUUUGCUGACCAAUCAGUGUGGUUUGGCGCUGUUUCAUCACUUCCUGAGAUCAGAGUUCAGUGAGGAGAACCUGGACUUCUGGUUGGCUGUGGAGAGAUUCAAGAAGACCCACCCCCUCAGCAAGAUGGCCGCCAGAGCUGAGAAAAUCUACAAUGAGUUUAUUUCAACCACCGCAGUAAGACAGGUCAAUGUGGACUCAUCUGUCAGAGAAACAACGAAUCAGAACCUUCGUUUUGGCGUUAACCCCGCCUCCUUCCAGUUGGCCCAAGAUCAGAUUUUUAGCCUCAUGGAGACCGACAGUUACCCACGAUUCCUCCAGUCCCACCUCUACACCCAGCUGGCCAAUCAGAGUGCUACUAGGUCUGUGCCUGUCAGCCAAUCAUGAGCGAGGAUGCGGAGAGAGGUGUAAAUGAAAUAGAGGGCAGAACAAUGAUUGUUAGCCAAUCAGAGGCCCGAUCAAUUUAUAAAAUCUCAUUGUCAUUAAGUCAAAUUUUUGUGUUUUACUAAAACAAAAUUUGUUUAAAACCUCAACUUAUAAAUUUUAAAAUGAGAACCCUUUUGUGGAGUAAACACAUCAAAUUAGCACUCAGAUCAGUUUUUAGCCAUGCUAGCAGUGAGUGUUAGCAUGCUGAAGCAUUGUUAGCAUGCUAGCACUGAAUGUUAGCAUG